AUGAUAGAGGCAGUCUCCAUCAAGGUCAUAAUCUCGGACCCAAGCCUUGUUAUAUCGGCGACAGAUAUCAACUUCAAAAUGCAUCCCCAUCUUCCUCGCUCUCCUCCCCGUCCCCAUCGUAGGACUGAACCGCCUCCAAAGCUUGCGUCAUGCGUUCCCGGAGCUUCACAUCAACCUUGCAUAGUGCUUUCAGAACAGCACGAAGUUGACAUUCAGGUGCCUUGGCGAUCCGUUCUGCGCUCUAUAUCUCUUGGUAUUCGCAUUCACUGA
Molecule: messenger RNA, 270 nt
Organism: Podospora pseudocomata
Lineage: Eukaryota; Fungi; Ascomycota; Sordariomycetes; Sordariales; Podosporaceae
Exons: 1
Coding region: 1-270 (89 amino acids)
Source: RefSeq, a predicted model, not a curated record